CCGAUGAUCACAGCUUCCCUCUAUCAGAGAAUGCGCAUGCGCAUGAUAGACUCAAAGUAGAGGCAGAUUGUCAGAAAGAAACACUUAAUAGACAGGUUAUUGACAUCUCAAAAUUAUGAUAAUCAGAUAACUCGAUAGUGAUAACCGGAAGUUCCGCGAAUAAGGGACUUACCCGACCAGUUCCUUUCGCAACUAAAAUUGCAAGGUUAGAGUUUCAGUUUCCAUUGUUGAACAAGUAUGAAACUCAUUAGGAAUUGAUUUGUGCUUUUUCUUGGCAAAAUACUUUUUUCUUAGACUAAUGGUUACCCCGAAUCCACCAAAAGUGCAGCCUAAACACAGCCAUUAAGCCGCGACUGAAGAGACCUCUAAGAAUUCAACUGUCUUACUGAUAGUUCACGAUUUAAAGGUUUUAAUAUUCCUCCUUCUUAUCUUAAAUUUCUAACGGUUAACUAAAACGAAAUACCACGUUGUUCAGGACGUUUGCUGAUGAAAAUAAUGUUACCUUAAAGACUUCGAUACGGUUCCACAAGUUCUACCACUUUGUUUCAUCGAAAUUAAAACAAUGGCCUGUCUUCGAGAAUAUCUAACAGUAAAGAAAUGAUUGUGGUGUUCUCAGUUUGACAGUUUCAGUUUCAGUCAGGUAGUAUGAAAAGGAGCCGGCAUCAGUUAACAUCAACCUGAGUAGUAAGACUAAUGAUUAAAUCACAGACGAUGACUAAAGGAACUGAAAGAAAACGCAAGAAACCCAUAUCGCACAAAAAAGAAAAGCAAUAAUAUUUACCUGACGAACCCUACGUUUUCAUCCUGAACAGAAAAAUCGAAUUAGCUUGAGGGCUGAAAUGUAUUUCGCUCUCGUAUGCAAAUUAGUCAGCAUAAACAGCUUCGACACAAUACACUAAUUCAUACUUAUACAAACACUAUUUCAAGUUGGCAACUUUUGGUUUUGAUCCCAUAUAAAGAGAAGUGGUUUAAAACUUCCGCCAUUCAAGUGAAAAAUGGUUCGCCAUCUCCUUCUCUGUCUCUUCGUCGGCUUCUUUCUUCAUCUCACAAUAGUUCAGGCCUUCUUCUGCAACGACAACAGCUGUGGAAGAUGCGUAAACUCCAGAUUAUUUAAAUGUCGAUGGUGUAAACGAGAUAAUGAAUGUCACAUGCCUGGCGCCGUUCCGGCAAAUCCUUGCAAGGGAGCGGAAAAUAUUGCGGCGAUAUCUCAUUGUGAUGACGAACUGUCGUAUUACGAUCCUGAAUUAUCCUACAAGAUGUUGCUUCUUUCUGCUGCAGCAUACGACUCCGUGAACCCACAAGAAUGCCUUAACAAUUCCCUCCAAUCCGACAAGUUCCAGCUUCGAGUUGUAGCGUCAAAGCGUUGCGACGACUUCAAUAACAGCUGCUCAGGCUAUGUCGCUGUUUCACAUGCGUUAAAAGUCAUCGUAGUCGCUUACCGCGGCUCCGUGGGUUUCACUCAAUCAUCAGCAAUAGCCGUGGAAACUUUCCUUACACCCAUGACAGCAUUCUUUCGUGGCAAAGUUCAAACCUACUGGAAGAGAGGUUUCGAGUUGUUAUGGCAGGCAAACAUGAAAGCGGAAGUGGAGGCUCUCAUAUCGAAAAAUCCAACAUACAAAAUUUGGGUCGCAGGGCAUUCUCUGGGUGGUGCAAUGGCAUCGUUGGCCAGCACCUGGAUCAGUUCUUUUAACUUAGCUCCCCGCAAAAACAUCAUUCUGUACACGUUCGGCAUUCCUCGAGUUGGAAAUUACGACUAUGCCCUGCAACAUGAUCAACUGGUUAACAACAGUUGGAGAGUUGUAAACGAAAACGACUUGAUUCCUCAUUUCCCCUUGAUAAUUGGAGUCCCUAGUGUCCUAACUGGUCCAUAUCACCAUGGUGUAGAAGUAUUUUACAGUGACGGGGCUCCAAGCGUUUAUUCAAAGCACAGAGAGUGUCACGGGAAACCAUACAAUGAAGAUGCUUCAUGCAGCUUCGCUGAAAAGCCCCUUUCUAUCAAACGGCAUUUAACCUACUUCAGUAUUCCAGUGAGCACCUUUUGGAAAACAAGAUGCCUUCACCGUCCAUGAUCCAAGAGCGAAAAGCACCUGAAGGCUCCACUGACGGAAUUUUUAGAUGGAUGAGUUUGACGUAUACACUAGUCAAUUAGAUUUUUAAUGUAAGAAAAAGAAACAGUAAAAAAAAACGAGUUAGAUAAAUUUCGCGGACAGUAUUGAUGAGCAGCGACGACAAAGUUCAUGUUACCUCUACGUUUACUUAUUCGAUGCAGUAGAAGUGUAAAGAGUCUUGUAAAACUCGAUUUUCAAGAAAUCUAACGCGUUUAAUCUUGUCUUAUAACUAGGUGAUUCAAUUAAG
Messenger RNA from Stylophora pistillata, 2355 nucleotides. RefSeq names its product lipase ZK262.3. NCBI's taxonomy places the organism in Eukaryota, Metazoa, Cnidaria, Anthozoa, Scleractinia, Pocilloporidae. The record is from RefSeq and is a predicted model, not a curated record. Gene Ontology annotation, biological process: lipid metabolic process.